Molecule: messenger RNA, 2409 nt
Organism: Dendronephthya gigantea
Lineage: Eukaryota; Metazoa; Cnidaria; Anthozoa; Malacalcyonacea; Nephtheidae
Product: mucolipin-3-like
Exons: 12
Coding region: 182-1855 (557 amino acids)
Cellular component (GO): lysosomal membrane; plasma membrane
Molecular function (GO): NAADP-sensitive calcium-release channel activity
Source: RefSeq, a predicted model, not a curated record
CUGAUUGCAGGCUAAUGUUUUUGCCCCGAGUACUAAUUUUUGCAUUUGAAAAAAUAUAUGCGAACGAAGAAUGUUCUAGUGAUGCAUACUUGUACAGUCUGAUAUGGUACACACAAUACCGAUAACGUCUUUUAUUAGUGUCCUUUGACAUCAACAUCAUUGGUUGUUUUAUUGAAGUAAAAUGGCGAAGGAAUAUGAAAGUGACCAAGAGCAGUCACUUUUCUAUGCCAGUGGAUUUACAAAUCACUAUGGCGCAGUGAACAGUGUCGAUCUUGAUGGACAAAGCACCGAGGCGCUAUCGGAAAAAAUGAGAGCGCGUUUGAAGUGGCACUAUAUGAAUGCUUAUGAAAAAUAUAGAGCUGGCGGACGCAAACCAUGGAAGCUACUUAUUCAAAUAAUAAAGAUCAUUCUUGUCACGGUGCAGAUUUGUUGGUUUGCAGAAUUGAGAUUUUCAGUUGUAAUGUAUUUGGAUGAGGCACAUCAUGUAUUUCAUGGAUUGUUAUUCCGGAACAAUGGGAAUGCAUUUUACACGAGGCAGAGCUUAUAUCACCAGAUAAAUUACACAACUUUUCAGUAUGAGCAUAUAGAAGAACUGGCAUUGGGACCUUACUCCUUGCCAUGUGAAAAUCCUGGUGACUGUCCUGUUGUAUUAUGUACUCACUCAUAUAACAAUUCAACCAUUAAACCACGUACAUUGUAUUAUGAGUUUGGAAAUGAUGAACCAGAAGUCAAAUGCAUGAACAUUACAACAAUCAAAAACAAGAAUAUUUCUGAGUUUGUUAGACUGAACAAUAUUCCCCAGGAGUUUUACUGCAUUGAUGCUUUCUCGUUAAGACUAACUUUGCAAUCAAUCAAGAUUGGUCAGCUAAAGUUUGGAAAUAACCCUGAGUGUGUUAGGUUCAAAAUUAAGAUUAACUUUCAUAAUGGACACAACACAGGAAAAUUUAAAUCUGAAAUGGAAAUAACACAAGAGUAUAUUGACUGCAAAGUUCCUGGUGGUGUAAAAGAUGAACUGCGUUCCAGUGAAGUGAUAUACGACAUUUUUGUCAUUGUGGUCUGUUUCUGGUCCCUGUUGCUCACAAUACGGUCUCUUUACAGGAAUUUCAAACUAGCGAAGUUGACGUUCAAGUUUUUCAAACGUCAUAAAAAAGAAAAAUUAUCAAUCAUAUCCGAUGGGUUGGAGCUUGUGAAUGCUUGGUAUAUUAUUAUUGUACUCACGGACAUAUUAACCAUUGUUGGUUCCGUCAUCAAGAUUUAUAUCGAUAUGAAAAACCUAAAGGAAACAUAUUUCUACGAUGAAUGCAGUCUCUGCCUUGGUAUUUCUGUUUUGUUCAUUUGGAUUGGUAUUUUGCGUUACGUGGGAUUCCUAAAGAAAUAUAAUGUUUUGCUGAUCACAAUUGAAGCAGCUAUGCCAAGUGUUCUAAGAUUCCUAACUUGCGCGGCAGUUCUUUAUUUUGGUUUCCUGUUUUGUGGCUGGAUUGUCAUUGGACCAUAUCAUCCUAAGUUCACGUCGCUCUCUGAAACGUCGGAGUGUUUGUACUCUCUCAUCAAUGGCGAUGACAUGUAUCCAACAUUCCACGAAAUGUCGAAGGAUAAUUAUCAGCUGUGGAUUUUCAGCAAAAUUUAUCUUUACGUGUUUAUUUCACUUUUCAUCUAUAUUGUUCUCAGUCUGUUUAUUGGUAUCAUCAGUGACACGUAUGAAAGAUUAAAGAAUGGUCAACACAUAGUAUGCUCUAAUGUCAGGAGGUUUAUUCAUGGACCAGAAUGUCCUUGCUUCAACCGUUCUGAAAGCACCGCUGACUCACGUGGUCAUCAUAGUCAUGCGCGCGCCAGACAGGAUGAUGAUGAAACAUGAACACGUGAAGUUGUAUCAAAAGUCAAAACAAGAUUUAAAAAAAUUGAGUGUGAAUAUCAGGGAUUUUAGAAAACACAAUGGAAAUUAAAAAAAAAAACUCAAGAUACCGGGUAUUUGGGUGGCAACUGGCAAUAAUUUUCGUUCAGACGAUUUCUAUUAUCCACAUCAGGACGUUGUGACCCUUUCCUCAAAAAUGAGCUUCAAUGCGACAACCUCAGUAGCGUUCUAUGCUUCGUUGCUUUGAAAAUGGCUGUUUCUACAGGCAAGGCACGAUCUAUAACGUCACUUGCAAGAGUUCAAUGAGGUGAUAAUUAUGAACUGAUUAUCAAUUGUCAUACAAGGUGCACUUUAUAACCGGGGCUUGACUUACGUUAGUUACCUACAACGAUUAACACAUGUAAUUACUUUGCGAGUUACUUAUACUAAUGUAAUUAAGUUAUAAUUUAUUACAGCAAAAGGGAAGAUAGAUAAGUCGAUUAUAAUUAUGAUGCUAAAUAUUUAUUUUAUAUAUAAAUUGUAUAUUUUGAAUAAUUAAAGUACAAUGUGUGGAUUAA